CAGCGCGUGAAGAGCGCAGAACAGCGCAGCAGACAGACUCUCUCCACUGUGUCCUUCACCGCCGGGAUUAUUAUUUCCUCUCCGUCUUUACAGACCUGCUCUCUAAAUGAAGCUUGGUUCUUCUCCGUGAUUUCUUCGCCAUGAGCUGCCUGGAUGUGAUGUACCAAGUGUUUGGUCCUCAGCCCUAUUUCAGCUCCUACAGCCCCUAUCACCACCAGAAACUGGCCUUGUAUUCCAAAAUGCAAGAUCCCCAGGACAGCGCCAGCCGGCUCGGCCCCCUGGGCCCUCCGGCGAUCAAAGAGGAGGACAAGGAGCUGCCGCCGGGUGCCGAGUACCUAAGCUCCCGCUGCGUCCUCUUCACUUACUUCCAGGGAGACAUCAGCGCUGUGGUGGACGAGCACUUCAGCCGAGCCCUCAGCCACACAACUGCAUACCCUGCCUCAAGCAGCCACAAGGCCGUAAGAGAUGGAUCAUUCCCUAUGAGCCAGAGAAGUUUCCCUCCGUCUUUCUGGAACAGUUCCUACCAGCCCUCGGUCUCCUCGACCCUAGGCAGCGCUCUGUCAGCUCCCCACACAGAGCUCCCCUUCCCUGCGGACCCGUACUCCUCCUCCUCCCUGCACAGCCAUCUCCACCAGCCCAGCCCCGACGCCUGGCACCCAUCCCAUCAUCAUCACCAUCACCACCACCACCCUUACUCACUAGGGGGCACUAUAGGCACCCAAGGCUCAGCAUACACACGUCCGGGGGGACACGAGAUGUACAGCACAGCGUUCGACCCCCGCUACGGUUCUCUGCUGGUGCCAUCAGUGAGGCCUCAUCACCGUCUGACGUCCUGCAGCUCGGUACCGGGGCCCAGCGCCUCGCCCUGUGACCUGGGAGGGAAGGGGGAGUCAGGUACGGGUUCUGCCUGGAGCGGUGCUUUCACCGGAGCCGGAGCAGAGAUCGGACUAAACGUUGACACAGGUCUGCAGGCACAGGAUAAGAGCAAGGAUUUGUAUUGGUUUUAG
Micropterus dolomieu (smallmouth bass) is the source of this 1007-nucleotide messenger RNA. RefSeq names its product vestigial-like family member 2a (gene vgll2a). The record is from RefSeq and is a predicted model, not a curated record. Lineage: Eukaryota; Metazoa; Chordata; Actinopteri; Centrarchiformes; Centrarchidae. Bases 141 to 1007 code for a protein of 288 amino acids. Gene Ontology annotation, biological process: regulation of transcription by RNA polymerase II. The transcript is spliced from 4 exons. Gene Ontology annotation, cellular component: nucleus.